Molecule: messenger RNA, 2990 nt
Organism: Stegodyphus dumicola
Lineage: Eukaryota; Metazoa; Arthropoda; Arachnida; Araneae; Eresidae
Product: glycine receptor subunit alpha-2-like
Biological process (GO): monoatomic ion transmembrane transport
Cellular component (GO): membrane
Molecular function (GO): extracellular ligand-gated monoatomic ion channel activity; transmembrane signaling receptor activity
Source: RefSeq, a predicted model, not a curated record
GGUCGUACGACAUGAAUGCUUUGAUCUUACGCUGGCACGAUGAAUGCGUCACAUUUCUUGAAAGUGUGGAAUUGCCAGAACAUUUCUUAGAUAAAGAUGAUGUCAUCUGCAAAUCUUUUAAUUCAUCCUAUGAGACGUCAGGUGAUUUCAGCGGUCUGGUAGCUCAUCUGCGCUUCAGAAGGGAAAUUCCUUACUACCUGAUGGAAGUGUACUUACCCAUCAGCCUCCUGGUCAUCGGAUCGUGGCUGUCCUUCUGGUUGGAUGUUUACGCUGUGCCAGCCAGGACGGCCUUAGGAAUUACUACCAUCCUAACAAUCAUAACAAGUUCCAGGGGGAUCAAAGAAUCUAUACCCAGAGUGUCUUACGUGAAGGCAGUGGAUGUGUGGAUCGAGACCUGUACGUGGUUGGUGUUCUGUGCCUUACUCGAGUUCCCGUUCGUCAACUUCAUUGCUCGGAAGGGCAAAGAGAACGACGCUCUCGCCGCCAGCGCCGCCCAGAACAAUUCCAGAAUGGCCUCUUCGAAUAAGUUAUUUCAGGUAGUUCGGCAACCUGCGGCUACUAACAAGGUAUCAGCGGCAGUAACUAAUGGCCCGCCUAUUCGCCAGUUUGGCGACAGAGAUAGAUUCCAGAAUGAAGAUACUACUGUUUCUGAAGAAUGCUGUAGUUUUUCCUCGAAACUCACUGAGCAGACUGCUAAAUCUAUAGAUCGAGUCUGCAGAUUUCUUUUUCCAUGUGCUUUUGUAAUAUUCAAUCUCAUAUACUGGUUUUCGUGGGCGCCUUGAACGUUGCCACUGUCAAUGUUCGUGUAACUAACUGUCAUGUUCAUAAAUCGAUGGUGAUACCUUUCUGAGAAAAAAUAAUUUAUGAGUUUUUUAAGCUUUCAUAUUUAUGUAUUAUUUUUACACAAAUCUAAAGUGACAUAUGAAGGGGUACACCACACGAAGAGCGGAAAAUGUUGAUAAACUUCUGACUAUUUUACAAUUAAAUAUUAUAUUUUACUGUGUAUAUUUUAUAAUUACUAUAUAUAGAGAUAUUUAAGUGAAUGAUAAUCCAAGAUUCAUCUUCAAUUUCUGACAGUUCUGAAAUGUGUUAUUGUUUCCAGUAAGUAAUAAAGAAAUAACUGAUGUUAAAAUUAAAGAACAAAACUAUAGAAACAAUUUUGUUUCCAAUCAACAGUGCGUAAUUUCUUUUAUUUAUUUCCUUCAGCUUAAAAAUUCAUUGCUUAUUUAUUAUCAGGGUAUAAUUUAAAGAGAUUUUAUACGUACUUUACAUAAUACAUUGCAAUAAGUAUUUUUAUACCCAAAGUGAAGUAAGCAAAAUUUAGUUCUAUUAUCAAUCGCAAUAUUUCUAAUUACAGUUUGGUAUUCUAUCAUCUAUACCCGAAUUAAAGUCCAAUGCUAAUAAUGAAAUUUUUUAGUAAAGCAGAAAUUGCACCAUUAUGUUCUCCUUUUUUUUUCCACUCUACUUGAUUCGAAAUAGGCGUUUUUAAUGUUCUGUUUUUUUAUGGCAUUUUUAAGUUUAAAUAAGAAAUGAAGAGGUAAAUGUCUUAAGUUUUAAAACUGGAAUUUUUAUGAGAUUCAAUUUUUUUCAACAAUGAAGGUUUACUUUUAAGAGUUGUCAGCCAUACGAAUAACUUUUAUUUAAGAAGAAAAAUCAAAUAUUUCUGUAUAUUUUUCUGCACCAAGUAUUUUUAAUUUUUUUUUUUUUUUUUUUUUUUUUUUUUAAUUUAUUGAAUAUUUCAGAAGUAGACAUAAAUAUUUAGACCGUAAGCUAAAAAUCACAGAUUCCAAACUAAUUUUCAUUCAACGUCUUCCGUUCCAAAAUGUUUGAGUAAUAAAGUAAGGAUACAUACCGUUAUAUAUACUCGAAUGAAAAAGGACUUUAAUUCUAUAUAGCAUAUGAUUUUUGAGUAGUUUUAAAACCUAAUAAAUAUAAGGAUUUUGAAAGUCAAAAUUAUUUUUUAACUUAAGAAGGAUGUGCCCCUUCAUUCUUUUAUAGAUAAAAUCAAAUAGUGAAUGUUCUAACCCGUGAAGCAGUAGGAUUAUACAUUGUACUUUCAUCUUGAUUGCUAUUUGUUGUAUUUAUCACUUCACAUUGUAUCUGUGUUAUAUAUACUUUCCACUGCCAAAACUGGAAUGUAGUUAUCUUUGUGAGCAGUUUUUUUAAAGUCAUUUAGUUCAUAAAAUCAAAGUCUUGUCGGUAUGGAUAAGAAGUUCGAUUUGUAUAUUAAAUAAUUCGGUCCAGAAAGAACCUUACAUGCCAGGAAAUACUCAUUUAGAGUCUCGAAAGAUUCGCACAAUUAAAUCCGUCUUGAAUAUUUGCUCGUAAAUACAAGGCUGUGAUUUUAGAAAUGACUCAAGUAAAGCACACUUUUAGAUUGUUAGAGUUUGUCACAUGACUCCCUUUAUUAAAAAUAUACAAUUCUUAAAAUUUUAUAUGGUCCACACAAUAAAAUAUAUGCGAAUCGGAGAAAUACUUUUCAAAACCGAAUUAAUCAUGGAAACAGUUCAUCCUAAUGUGACUGAAAUUACAUUAUGGGUCGUUAAUUAAAUUUUCAGAGUUGUGCUGGCAUAUUACUGACAGUUGAGCAUGUUAAAAUUUCAAGCAUACAUUUCUAAAAGGUAUGGUUUACGUGCGAGGAACAUUAAUACAGAAAAACGAGUUUCUAAUUUGGGUUUUCCCAGAAGUGCUAAAAGACUCUUCCUGUCUAACGAAUUUUUUCCUGGUUUAGAGUAAACAAAUAUCAACAUGUGAUAAUGUAAUACAAUAUCAAAUUGUAAUAAAUUGGUACGUGAUGCAAAAUAUUGAAGUCAAUCUCUCUAAUAGGAAGAAUGGUGUAUUUUUUUUUUUUAAAUUUAAUCCACUACUAUAAGCUUGAAACAAAACUUUUCAUAUACGUUACUGUAUUAUUGUGUCAAUAUGAACAAUAGUUAAAUGUUAUAUUAGAAAAUUAUGAAAUGCUGUUUUGUAAUAAAAUAUUUUACAGAAAA